AUGGCCUCGGUCAAGCCAGAGCCCGCCGCGCAGCCGCCGCCCAAGGCCCCUGCAGCCCCUGCACCUCCUGCACCUCUUGCAGCCCCCGGCAACCCCAAUCUCGACCUCUUGCAGGGCAUGCUGAACAUGGUGUUACUGACGACGGGCCGCUUCAUCAAAGAGCACCACGCCGGCGGUGGCACCGGCCGCAUGAAGCAGGGCAUGCAGCGCGCCGUCCCCGCCGCCACCGACCGCUUCCACGACGCCCUCGACGAGCUCGAGAACGAGGUCCGCCUGGCGCAAUCCGUCCUGCGACGGGACCUGGCCUUGUUGUUGCACCACCGCAAGGAGCGCGAGGCUGCAGCCAAGCACCACGAGGCGGAAAGCGCCCGCGCCGCUGCAGAGUCGGGGCUCAGCGUGCCUGCAAAAGAAGAAGAGGGAGACGUGGCCGUGAAGCCAGAGAGCACCACGCCCGCCCCCCAGCCCGAGGCUCCACCGCCCGCCGAGCAGCCCACCGAGCAGCCCGCCAAGCAACCCACCCAGCAACCCACCAAACCAGACUCGCCAGAAGCGGUCCCCAAGGUCGAAGACGAAGCACAGCAGCCACCACCGCCAGACACCACCACCGCGCCGCCCGCCGAUCCUCUCUUCCACGGCACACCCACCGACUCCAUCCCACACGAGCACGAGUUCGACUUCGACUUUGAGUUUGGCGAUGCAAUGGACACGUCUGGCACCCACGACAACCCCGCCGACACCAUGGACACGUCCGACGACCUCGACUUCCAUCUCGACGAGGGGCCAUCGCUCUUGCGUGGCCUAGAAGGCUUUGCAAAGAGCGGUGGCGACAGCAACAGCAGCAACAACAACAGCAACAGCAGCAACAACAACAGCAACAGCAACAACAACAGCAACAACAACAACGCGCCCAGCGCCGACAUGGACCUCGACUUCUCCAUGUCUGAUCUCCCAGACACAACCGCAGACUCCAACGCUGACGCCAACGCCGACUCGAAGCCUCCACUGGAGCAGCCAAAGCCUGCAGAGCCCACCCAGCAACAUGCGCCACAGCCUGCGCCACAAGCAGACGACACAAAGGACUUGAAACCUGUCCAGGAACCAGCAGACACCAAACCCACUCACGAUGCAAACGACACCAACAACACCCUUGACGAGCCCAUGGAGACCAUGACUACCGACAACCUCGAAGACCUCUUCAAUCUGGACGACUACGACAACCCGGAGGGGGGAGACUCGGCCUUUAACGACGCUUUCUUCAAUUUCGACUGA
Messenger RNA from Ascochyta rabiei, 1269 nucleotides. RefSeq lists its product as uncharacterized. Bases 1 to 1269 code for a protein of 422 amino acids. NCBI's taxonomy places the organism in Eukaryota, Fungi, Ascomycota, Dothideomycetes, Pleosporales, Didymellaceae. The transcript has 2 exons. The record is from RefSeq and is a predicted model, not a curated record.